GCCGUCGCGCCCCCUCUCCGCCGUACCAUGGCGACGUCCCUCCCCGCCCAGGACCCUUCGGGGGACCCCGAGGAACCCCGAGACACCCCGGAAGCGAGCCCCGCGCCACCGGAAGCCCGCGCGGACGCCACCGCCGCCAGGCUGCGGGACUUCGAGACUAGGGCCAUAGUGGGCACGGGCACGUUCGGGCACGUGCGGCUGGUGCAGGCGAAGGCGGGCGUCGUCGGGGGCGACGGCGUCGUCGGGGGCGACGGCGGCGGCGGGGGCUUCUAUGCGCUGAAGGUGAUGCGCAUCCGCGACGUCAUCCGCCUGCGCCAGGAGCAGCACGUGCGCAGCGAGAAGGCCGUCCUGCGCGACCUGCGCCACCCCUUCCUCGUCCGGCUGUUCUGGACGGGGCACGACGCGUGGGCGCUGUACAUGCUGAUGGAGUUCGUGCCGGGCGGCGAGCUGUUCGGGCACCUGCGGGCGCGCGGGCGCUUCCCGCCGGACGCCGCCGCCUUCUACGCGGCCGAGGUGGUCAGCGCGCUGGACUUCCUGCACGCCCGCCGCGUCGCCUACCGAGACCUCAAGCCCGAGAACGUCCUGCUCGACCGCGACGGGCACGUCAAGCUCACCGACUUCGGCUUCGCCAAGAAGCUCGACGGCAGGACGUGGACGCUGUGCGGCACCCCCGAGUACCUGGCGCCCGAGGUCAUCCAGAGCAAGGGUCACGGCCGCGCCGUCGACUGGUGGGCGCUGGGCGUCCUCAUCUUCGAGAUGCUGGUUGGGUUCCCCCCGUUCGUGGACGACAACCCGCCGGGGAUCUACCGGAAGAUCCUGGCGGCCAGGAUCGACUUCCCCGCGCACGUGGACCUCGCGGCCAGAGACCUCAUCAGGAGACUGCUGGUGGUGGACAGGACGCGGCGCCUCGGGAACCUGAAGAACGGCGCCGACGACGUCCGCCGCCACCGCUGGUUCCGCGCCGUCGACUGGGCCGCCGUGCCCCAGAGGAAGUUGAAGCCCCCCAUCGUGCCCGAGCUCGCGGGCGACGGCGACGCCUCCUACUACGAGGGGCUCCCCGACUCGGCCGGGCGCGGCGAGGACGAGGGCGCGGCGCCCCUCUCGGAGGAGGACCUCGAGAUCUUCAAGGACUUCUGAGGGACACGCUCGGCUCCGCCCCUCCCCGCCUCCCCGCGGAACGUUCCGGAAGCAACCGGAACCUUCCCUGCGUCCGCGGAACGUUCCGGGACCACACGGGCCGUUCCGUGUCUCUGCGGGACGCUCCGGAAACACCCGGCGCCUUC
Messenger RNA from Jaculus jaculus (lesser Egyptian jerboa), 1283 nucleotides. RefSeq names its product protein kinase X-linked (gene Prkx). Bases 28 to 1137 code for a protein of 369 amino acids. The record is from RefSeq and is a predicted model, not a curated record. Gene Ontology annotation, biological process: protein phosphorylation. Gene Ontology annotation, molecular function: ATP binding; protein serine/threonine kinase activity. NCBI's taxonomy places the organism in Eukaryota, Metazoa, Chordata, Mammalia, Rodentia, Dipodidae. The transcript is spliced from 8 exons.